Molecule: messenger RNA, 2051 nt
Organism: Lolium perenne
Lineage: Eukaryota; Viridiplantae; Streptophyta; Magnoliopsida; Poales; Poaceae
Source: RefSeq, a predicted model, not a curated record
AUGGCGCCGCCGUCGCCGCCGUCACCGGCGCGGCCUCUUCGUGGCCGUUUUCCUCCCGAGAGCACGCCCGCCGACCACAGGCGCCUCACUGGCUCAGCACCGCCUCUCCUCGCCAGCAAGACAGGCUCUGGAGGGAGGAUGAUAACCAUGGAUCCAGAGAUUCUUCAGUUACAGUACAUGGCCCUCCGGACAUUUUUGAAGGUUCUGAAAAAACAAGUCUUGAUAAACUUCCAGAGUUUUAAUACUCCUGCAUUGAACUAUCUCUGCACAUUAUCUCUGUUGGCAGACGAGGCACUGCUGGAUAUCUUGAGCUAUAUACAUUCUCUUGUGCCACUACGGGAUGCUGCUCGUGCUGCAUGUGUAUCUCAUCGAUUUCGAAGUUCCUGGAGAUGCUUUCCUAACCUCACAUUCAAUCUGGAAACAUUGGGCUUGAAUAAGCAUCAGCACAGAGAAGACGAAGGAAGAGCAAAGAAUGUGGUGGAGUCAGCAUUGGGCUUGAAUAAGCAUCAGCACAGAGAAGACGAAGGAAGAGCAAAGAAUGUUGUUGACAGAGUCAACCACAUUCUUCAGAACCACUCUGGUGUUGGUGUGAGGACUCUUGAGCUUAAUCUUCGCGCUUGUCGUGAUGUCAUAACAGCUGAUUAUGUGGAAAGCUGGCUUAAACUUGCUGUUAAGCCUGGAAUCAUGGAACUUGGUGUUUAUCUGCCUUCAGACCUGGCAUACAACUUUUCAUGCUCGCUUUUCUCCGACGAGGCUACAAGCUCGCUUGAGUCUCUUUUCCUCUUAUGUUGUGAUUUUCAUCCGACAUCAGGAACUGGUUGCUGGAGAAGCUUGACGAGUGUGUGCCUGUCCUCUGUCCGAAUCACCGAGGAGGGACUUGGGUGCUUUCUUGCCAGUACUUUUGCCUUGGAGAAGUUGUCUCUAUCGGGUUGCAAUGAGAUGGUUAUCUUGAAGAUACCUUCUCUUCUGCAACAUCUGAGUUUCCUUGAGGUGUCACAUUGCAGAAUGGUACAGAUAAUAGAGAGUGAUGCUCCAAAGCUCUCCACUUUUAGCUAUGUAGGGCGCCCCAUAAAAAUAUCAUUCGGGGACUCGUCUGUGGUGAAGAACAUGUAUGUGAGUAGUUCAUCAGACUCUGGUAUUGUCCAAUUCGCUCGGACCAGGCUUCCCUCGAUUGCUUCGAAUCUCCAAACUCUUACCCUAUCAACAUAUAGAGAGGCGUUCAGUACACCAAUGGUGCCUGACAAAUUCCCCCAUCUGAAGAACUUGGAUAUUUAUCUUACUGGAAGAGACAAUUUCAGAGGCUAUGAUUUCUUCUCUCUGGUUUCUUUUCUAGAAGCUUCGCCUGCCUUGGAAUAUUUCAACUUGUUUGUAAGUAUGCUAACCUAUUUAAGCCACUGACAUGUUGAAACCACCAGUUUUCAGUCUCUGGAUGUAUUUUCAUUUACUCCGCUACCUAAAGAUAUUUUUUGAACAUUAUUAUGAUGUUGUGAGGUCUUCAAUACAUCAAGCUGUUAGAGGAUAGUGACAUCAGUGUUGGUUGAUCCUACGCAGGCAGGUGAACAUGGAAAUUUAAGGCGUGAUUCGAUUCUUGGAGACUCCAGCCGAGAAAUGCGGCGGGUUCCAGGGUUCCACCAUGACAGCCUCAAGAGAUUGUGCAUCACUGGAUUUUGCUCCGCGAAGAGCAUGGUUGAGCUGAUAUGUCAAGUUCUCGAGAACACCCCGUCACUGCAAGUUUUAGUGCUCGACACCACCCUUGGUUUUGACAGCGUAUUUGUGCCACCUGGCAAAUGCCACAUCAUGGGCAAAGAAGCUCUCGACGAAGCUAAUAGAGCUGUUGAGGCUUUUAGAAUGCAUGUCGAGGGAAAAGUACCCUCAAGUGUUGGCUUCAUGGUUUGGGAGCCUUGCAAACGGUGCAAUACUCCCAAAUUUAUACAUACCUAGGUUAAGUUGAUGUGGAAAGUGGGCCCAGCUUGAUUUAUAAGCUAUAUUAUGUAAAGAAGAUCAGCUCAGAUUUUGUAACUUCAUAACCACCGAGUCGUGUAGGCUGUUGU